Alosa sapidissima (American shad) is the source of this 2176-nucleotide messenger RNA. RefSeq names its product zinc-binding protein A33. NCBI's taxonomy places the organism in Eukaryota, Metazoa, Chordata, Actinopteri, Clupeiformes, Clupeidae. Gene Ontology annotation, molecular function: protein binding. The coding region runs from base 754 to 1980 and encodes 408 amino acids. The transcript has 11 exons. The record is from RefSeq and is a predicted model, not a curated record.
CAUGGGUGUGGCAUUAUCAUUUGUGCAUGCAAAACAACCAUACCAUAUUUGAUAAUCAACCAGUCUUUAUGAUUUAUAACAGUGUCUUCAUCAAUUCUCACUCGAUAUUUUUUUAUUUACUGGAUGGCACUCUGAGAUACAGAGAUCAGACGGAAGCAGUGACCGUUUAAGGGUUCAAAAAAUAUUUUGUGGUGCUCACAUCCAAAAAACAGGUGCAGGAUCAAAAAGUAUUAACAUAUACAGCAUUAAACAGCAGGGAAUGUCUGCUCACUUGCUCCCCUUGCAAUUAUUUUAUUAGAAGUUUCACCAGCAAAGCUUAUAAGGGUUACAUAAUAAUAGAAGGGCAUUUGGACAGUCUUAAAGGCUUAUUAUGUCCUGUUCCGAUAACAAACAAACAACCCAGACCAGAAGAUAACCUCCUUGGCGGUUUCAAUCCGCUAAUCAAAAGACCACCUCUCCCUAACCACAAGUAAAACUGAUUACAUAAAGUCAUAAAAUGUGCUGGUGCUAUCUCCCUCACCCUUUCCAAACCAUGAUAUGGUAAUAAAAUAAACUACCAACUGAUGAACUUUCCUUGUAUGAAAGCACAAAGGUUGGUGAGAUGACGAACAACACAAAAAGAAAAUCGAGCUGACCCAGGAAGAACGGUGUCUUUCCUCGCUGCUCCAUCUGGAAUGCACAGGUCUCUGAGGCUCCUCAUAAAGGCACAGCCUAAACGGUGACACUGGAAUAACACAACAAUCAUCCACAACGAUGAGCACAGUUGAGAAGAAAGUGAAGAAGACCAGACUCCAAGACCCGGAGAACAUUACCCAGAACAGCUCCACUGGAGCUGUGCGCUGGGCACUUCCAUAUGAGUUCCUUCAUAUGCACAGCUCAGCACCCACCAAAAUUACCACCCGCAAACCAAAGGACCUGAAAGAUCUGCGUGGCCUACAGGAAUGCACAAAAUUUAUCAUAAACUGGAAGCAACAAGUUGAGAAUGUUUGCAAGAACAGCAGAACGGACGCUGGCAGCAGCAAAGACCAGAAAGACCAACCCAGUAGUCUCGAGCGGAGUCGCAAACUCAUUCUAAAAUGGGCUGAGCAGCUCAAGACAGUAGACGCGCUGUUCAGUGAUGUUAGUGAGGAGAAGAAGGCAACAACACAGAGUGACAACACUGAAGUAGACCAGAGGAUCAUAGAAUGGGCCAAAGAGCUUCAGCGUAUCACCGAGAGCUGUGGUCUGAUGAGAGAGGAGAUUCUCCAGGCUCUGAGACUGCUGGAACUGCGGAAGAAGAAACUGAUGAUGACCCUGCUCCCCUUCCUGGAAUUUAUCACCUGGUCGAUGCUGAAAGAAGACCGGGACUCUGUGUCUCAGUUGUGGCUUGUCACCAAACAGCGCACCUGGAAGACAGAGACACCAAAGUACAUCCCAAAUUCAGUGUGGGAUUGGAUCUGUAGUGCAUCAGUCAAUGUAAUGCUGGACACAAUGACCAAUCACCCAUGGCUGAUCGUGUCUGAUGACCGUAAGAGGGUGCAGGAGGCGCACACGGAGAUAGAAGUGUCCUUCAGCGCACAGCGCUUUGACGGUUGGCCAUGUGUACUGGGCUGGGAGGGUAUGGUCGUCGGCCGGCACUACUGGGAGGUACAGUUGGCCAACAAUGGCUAUUGGAGGCUAGGCUUGACCACAGCCUCCUCAAAGCGCCAGGGUCGCUUCACCAUGUGCCCUGAGGAGGGCUACUGGACACUGUGGCGAAGUACUCGGCAGUUCUAUGCCUGCACUACUCCGGAGACCCCUCUGCCUCAGGAGUUGGUGCCCACCAGAAUGGGCAUUUACUUGGACUAUGACGAAGGUCAGAUCUCCUUCUACAACGUGGAGACACGGUCACAUAUCUUCACAUUCAAGGGUACCUUCCGUGAAAAGCUUUACCCCCUCUUCGCACCUCUGGAUGGACGUACGCUCAUGACUAUUUCAUCCCCUGAGAUAACGUUAAUGUAAUGCUUUCAAAAGCUUUGGCAACAAAACAAAUUCCAAUUUAUUGUCAACAACUCAUUUCCAUUUCUGCUCCCCCAUCUGAAUUAUUCUUAUGAUAAAUUAUGGUACAUUAUUUUCACAUCAGACUGGUCAGUCUCUACCCUUGAAAUGGUGUUACAUGACAAAAUUCAAUGUGAAUAAAAUGCAAUGCUUCAAAUUA